This is a messenger RNA of Brassica napus (rape), 758 nucleotides long. RefSeq lists its product as uncharacterized. The transcript has a single exon. The coding region runs from base 192 to 758 and encodes 188 amino acids. The record is from RefSeq and is a predicted model, not a curated record. Lineage: Eukaryota; Viridiplantae; Streptophyta; Magnoliopsida; Brassicales; Brassicaceae.
CGGCGGAAGCACCUCAGGGUUCUAAUUGUAACUCAGGUCAAGCACGCCAGGAGGAGGACGGGUUUACGCUGGUACGUCAUUCCGGUAGGAGAGGGGAAAGUUCGAGGAGUCAGACGGCGACAGGGAACAAGAGAGAGAGUUCCGGCCGAAACCUCCGGGAGAUCCCUCGAAUUAAGGAAACAUCGAAUAUUAUGGUUUCAAACAGUUUUGGAAGGUUGAUGGAAGAUUUGGAAUCUCCGGAGAUAAGGCAAGAAGUGGUUGGUCAAGAUGAGAAUAAGGAGAAUGAGAUUAUUCAGGGAAAUGCGAAUAUUCAGAUUCACAAAAAUCAAACGAAGAGUGUGAAUCGCGAAUCAGGAGUGAUUUUUUCGGCAGGAAAUUCAAAUGGGAGCCGACCCAAAGUAAACCCACCGAUAAUAAAGAAGCAAAUAGGAGGAUAUAAAGGCCCGGAAAACAAAAACACAAGGCCCAAAUCAGUCUCGAAGUCAAAGCCCAUGAGAGGGCUUGUGUUUGGUCCAACCGGAGGAGGGAUUGAACUGUCAAGCAACGGGAAACGAUUGAGAGUCGAACAGGAUAAUCUGGGGAAUGCCGGUGGUCUCUUUCUACAGGAUAGCCCUGUUAGAGUAGAUGGAGUUCUUCCCCAAUUGGCUGAUAAGGGUACGGAGUCGAACCCGAUCUUGGAUGUGGUGGAUGCGAAUUUGGGAAACGAUGCAGGUAUGCAUGAAGUCCCAUCGGAGAUAAUGGAGUCUCAGGAGGCGUAA